Trichechus manatus latirostris (Florida manatee) is the source of this 1815-nucleotide messenger RNA. Its product is annotated as cytochrome P450 2W1. Lineage: Eukaryota; Metazoa; Chordata; Mammalia; Sirenia; Trichechidae. Gene Ontology annotation, cellular component: intracellular membrane-bounded organelle; cytoplasm. The transcript has 11 exons. Gene Ontology annotation, biological process: xenobiotic metabolic process. The coding region runs from base 1 to 1815 and encodes 604 amino acids. Gene Ontology annotation, molecular function: heme binding; oxidoreductase activity, acting on paired donors, with incorporation or reduction of molecular oxygen, reduced flavin or flavoprotein as one donor, and incorporation of one atom of oxygen; iron ion binding. The record is from RefSeq and is a predicted model, not a curated record.
AUGCCCAGAGGACUUUGGCUCUGGUGGCAGCCCCCAACAGACAGGCCCAAAGUGAGGCCCCAGCCGUCGGUGACAGGGCCCCAGCUGCAGGCCCAGCUGCCUCAUGUCUGGGCAGGUGGUGUGGAGCAGGCCCAGCUGCUUCUGGGCCCCAGCCCCCUCGCCGGCACAGACGCGCCCCCACAUUCCACGCCUGCCGCUUUAAGCUGGGGCUGCCACCUGCAAACCACUCACGUCACAUUCUCGGGGCAGUGGCAGGGUGGGGAGCGGCACACCCUCUGUGGGACCUAUAAGGCCGGGCACUGCCCGUGGGGCCACGUCCUCAUGGCCCUGACUGCUGCGGUGGCCCUGCUGCUCCUGGGGCUGCUCCUGGGGCUCCUGGGGCUCUGGGGGCUGUGUCGCGCCCCAGCCCCCAACCCAGCCCCAGCCCCACGCUGGCCCCCCGGGCCGCGUCCCCUGCCACUUGUUGGGAAUCUGCACCUGCUGGACAUGCGGAGGCUGGACCGCUCUCUGAUGGAGCUCGCAGAACGGUAUGGACCAGUGUUCACGGUGCACCUGGGUCACCAGAAGACAGUGGUGCUGACGGGCUUCGAGGCGGUAAGGGCGGCGCUGGUGGGCACCGGGCAGAAGCUGGCUGAUCGGCCACUCAUCCCCAUCUUCCAGCAUAUCCAGGGAGGAAGGGGCAUCUUCUUCUCGUCUGGACCCCACUGGAGGGCGGCACGCCAGUUCACUGUCCGAGCCCUGCAUGGCCUGGGCAUGGGGCGGGCGCCUGCCGCCCACAAGGUCCUGGAGGAGCUGGAGUGGCUCGUGGUGCAGCUGGACAGCUAUGGAGGACGGCCCUUCCCACUGCCCCUGCUUGGCUGGGCGCCCUCCAACAUCACCUUCACCCUCCUCUUUGGCCAGCGGUUUGACUACCAAGACCCUCUGUUUGUCUCGCUGCUGGGCCUCAUCGAUGAGGUCAUGGUCCUCCUGGGCUCCCCUGGCCUGCAGAUGUUCAACGUCUUCCCCCAGCUCGGAGCCGUGCUCCAGCUGCACCGGCCGGUCCUGCUCAAGAUCGAAGAGGUGCGCGCCAUCCUGAAGACACUCCUGGAGGCCCGGCGGCGCCAUGCGCUCAGGGGGAGCCCAGUGCAGGGCUACGUGGACGCCCUGAUCCAGCAGGGCCAGGGGGAAGAACCCCUGGGCCCGUUUUCCGAGGCCGACAUGGUGGCCUGCACCCUGGACAUGGUCAUGGCCGGCACGGAGACCACCUCGGCCACGCUGCAGUGGGCCGUCCUCCUGAUGGUUCGGCACCCGCGCGUGCAGGGCCGCACACAGGCCGAGUUAGACCGCGUGCUGGGCCUCCGGCGGCCCCGGCCCGACGACCAGGCGGCGCUGCCCUACACCAACGCGGUGCUCCACGAGGUGCAGCGCUACAUCACGCUCCUGCCGCACGUGCCGCGCUGCGCCACUGCCCCCACCCGGCUGGGAGCCUACUUGCUCCCCAAGGGCACGCCUGUGAUCCCUCUGCUGACCUCGGUGCUCCUGGAUAAGACCCAGUGGGAGACCCCCGAGCAGUUCAACCCUGGCCACUUCCUGGACGCGGAUGGGCGGUUUGUGAAGCGAGCGGCCUUCCUGCCUUUCUCUGCAGGUCGCCGUGUUUGCGUCGGGGAGAGCCUGGCCAGGACCGAACUGUUCCUGCUGUUCGCUGGCCUCCUCCAGCGGUUCCGCCUGCAGCCCCCGCCCGGCGACCACCCGGCAGCCCUGGACGAUUCGCCCGCCCCGGCCUUCACCAUGCGACCGCGGGCCCAGGCCCUGUGCGCGGUGCCCCGACGGCGCUGA